AUGUUGACUGCAUCAACGACGACCCAUGGCAUGGACAGCGACCAUGGCCCGUUCGACGUGCAUGACUUCUGGCGCAAGUCUGCAUUCAGUCUGCCUGGUGAGCCUGGGCAGACUCUGUUCAGCGACAGGCAUCUGGAAAUACCCUUGAUCGACCAUCACUUCGAUGCCGGACUGCGGCUUCCAGUCAUCCAUGACUUCCAAUUCGGCACCCUUGAUGGCCUCGACGCGAACCAAGAGCCCGACCGAAGUCCUUCGCUCCCCGCCCCAAGCACGUCAACAAGCCUUCCCAGUGAUCUUGACGACUUGUGGAAGCUCGACCUCACUACACCCACGAAGCAUGUCCCUCUGCGCACAUGGGAAGCUUUCGCCCACCAGGACCAUACAGAGUCGCCCAUCUCGUACCUGUCCGACGCUGGUUCGCGCGCAUUCGACGCUCUCCAGCCCAACGACUCCAACCUCCUCCGGUCCGCCUUCGCCCUCAAAUGCCUAGCCCUCCUUGGCCUGGGCAGGUCCUCCACCCUAUUCCAAUGGAAGGAAGAAGCCAAGACUUUUGCGCCUACUCUCGACAAUCUACGACUGUCUGGUCUGAGCAGCACCGCUUUCGACAGCAUCGUCCAUCGACUGACCACCAUCGGUUGUGCUUUCGUUGACGCAAGACAAUUCGCCAUGUCUUCGUACGUCAACAAACACCCUUUGGCUGCUCGUGUCGCUCUUGCAACCACUAUAUACGCUGUGCUAGAAGCCCUCGAUCAGAACCUGUCCGACCGCGUCCUGACUGCCGAAUCUUCCCUACGACUGCUGGCUUGCUUCGAUACUCCCGCUAUCCUACUGGCCGAGAUAAGGGGGCUGAUCACAUCCACCUCUGGCGCAACCACUGAUACAGCUUUUCUAUCUGCCUGUCACGACACCCUCGAUCGGUUCACCAAUGCUUGCUCUCCCUUCCAAUCUCUUCACGCCGAGAUACUCAAUCACGUCUCUCAGCCGUGGUUCCAAUCCAUCUACCAGAAGACCGGUCUUACCCAUUACCACUUCGAACUGCCUAUCCAGGACGAUAUUCUGGAUCAUAGCGCUCAUAUCUCCAGAGAAGACAAUGCCCAAAUAACUGAAGUCAUGACUGGGAUCGCCGUGCUGCGUGACUCUGCACCUGAUCAUCCUCUACUAUAUCCUGCUGUUUGGGGUGUCCAUAGCCUCAGCCUGGAGCUAUCCUCUACGGCCAUGGAUAUCGACCGCAUUGUCGAUAAGGCAAACAAGUAUCAAAAAGACUUGCUAGUCGCCAUAUCCAAGUAUAACAGUGGAGGCUCAAAAUCGCCUGACGCAGAUACCAGACCGCAAGAACGCCAUCUUGUAUCAGAGCAAUUGCCAUGGAGCCUCGAUGAAGGCCAGCAGACCUAUUUCGAGGACGUGGGAACCCGCUUUUCUGAACCGCCUGUCAACAUGGACACUUCAAACAUCCGUAUCCUGGCUACGGGUAUUCUUGAGGCUUGCAAAACUCAAGAGACGUCGGCUCUCGACCUGCGGCAUCUUGCGAAGACCUCCUUAAAUCACCUUCAGCCAUAUCUCCAGGUCCAAAGUCGCCUCCUCAACGGUACUCUUCUGCGCCUUUUCUUCCGUCAGUUUUCCCUCCGUGAAAAUCUCACCUUGAACCACUCAUUCCAUCUCCUCGGCAACGGUCUGUUCGUUCAGCAUCUCACGGCUGCAUUGUUCACUUCCGAGUCCAACGCACGUGGCUUACGUCUGGACAACCGCUCUAAACAGUGGCCACCCGCCUCUUCGGAAUUGAGGCUUGGAUUGAUGGGCGUCCUGUCCGAAGCCUAUGGCUCUAAUGACAUCCCGGGCAACCUCUCUUUCGCUAUUCGUGAACUCGGCGACGAAGAGAUUGAGAAAUGCUUGGAUGCCAACAGUAUCCACGCGCUUGACUUUUUACGCUUGCGAUAUGAGGCUCCUACACCGCUGAACGCGAUACUCGACGAUACUGCAAUGGCCAAAUACGACGAUUGUUUUCGCGUCUUGUUGGGGGUACUGAGGAUGUUGCACUUUGUCACUCUGCUCCGCAGCACUGCACAACAGAAGCAUAGUUCCGCUCCAACACAAGCUUUUGCCCACGAGGCUUGGAGCUGUGUAUCCGGCCUCGCAUCUUACUUCUUCGACAUUGCCGUUGCCGGUCCCUGGAAAGAUCUACAGCGUACGCUCGACACCAUAGAAGCAGACCUCACGAUCGAAGAUGCAGAAGGAACCUUUGGCCAGCGAGUCACUUUUGGCAUUUCGCAUCUACGCAACAAACAUAGCGAUAUGCUCGACACUAUUCGCUCGCGCCUAUUCCUCCGCUCUCGCCAUGACAAGUUACGCAGCCUUAUCAAUGAUGUCUUUGCUUGCGUCUUGAAUGUUCAAGUAGACGCCCACAACGAGUAUGAGCUUUGGAAACAGAGAAAUGAGUUGAAAGCUAGGAUUUCGCGAAUCGUGGAUGCGUUACAAGAGCUCACGAGGAAGAUCGGCAAGAAGAAGAAUCUGAGUCAACAGGAUAGGGAUGAUAUUUUUGCGGUUGAGGUGCUGGGCUUCAGACUCGGUGGCGGACAGAUCUGA
This is a messenger RNA of Aureobasidium vineae, 2580 nucleotides long. Lineage: Eukaryota; Fungi; Ascomycota; Dothideomycetes; Dothideales; Saccotheciaceae. The record is from the annotation of a GenBank genome assembly.